This is a messenger RNA of Aphanomyces astaci, 1944 nucleotides long. RefSeq lists its product as hypothetical. The record is from RefSeq and is a predicted model, not a curated record. The transcript is spliced from 5 exons. Lineage: Eukaryota; Oomycota; Saprolegniomycetes; Saprolegniales; Verrucalvaceae. The coding region runs from base 1 to 1866 and encodes 621 amino acids.
AUGUUCUUUGACGUUCUCUUGGACGCGAUAGUAUGCAAGAUUCUAGUCGAAACGCUGCCUCGGUUUCAACGGCAUGCGCUGGGGGGCGGGUGGUUUAACCUUUUGGUCUUGCAAAACUCCCAAAAUGCCCUCGACGAAGUCCUGAAUGGAGAGGAUGGCCAUGACCGACCAGAAGAGAAACCCAUACCCACAAUCAAAUUUGAAGCCAUCAUGCCGAGCACUGGACGAUUGCUGGUCAUUGAAAGCUUGCACACCUCCGUCACCAGUGAAAAAGUCGGCGACCACGACAGCAUUGCCUGCGCGAUGAACUAUGACCACACCAUACCACGGACACCUAACGUUACCACCACCGUUGUCGACACGAGCGAGCGGCUCUUGCUGCCCCCGGAUGGGAUUGUGCGCACAAUCAUCGUGGCCGUCUUUGCGCUGAGUUUUUACCUCCCCUUUGCUAUCCUCGUCUACUAUUGCAACCGACACAAACCCGCCAUUCGGUAUCGGAACCCCGUUGAAAUGACAUUCACAGCCACGGCCGCGUUUGCGUACUGCUUUGCGCGGUGCAUGGGCUCUCUCUUUGUCGACAAAUUUUCAUGCACACUCCGGUUGCUUUCGUUUGGAGUGCCGCUGCAACUGGGGUUGGUGGGGUACCUCCUGGCCGAACUAAGGGUAGUCUUGACAUUCAACUUGACCGAGAUGAUGCUGGCACACGCAGAGAGACGAAAAGUGAACCACCACAAACUCGGAUAUCUGCACUCGCUGCUGCGCCGGGGUCUGUUGUCGACGUACCGCAUUUGCCUCCACGUAGCUUGGAAUGUCCCCCUCGUGAUCAUCCUCUACAGCCACGACUACAGCUUGUACAACGGGGAAAACUGUCCCAACGAUUUGAGCCACCAAGUCACGACGUUGUUUGCGUCGGAAUUUCUCGUCGUGGUCGUCGCGUCGUUGAUGCUGUCGUUUAACAUGAGCAAAGUGGUCGACAACUUUGGUCUGCGCCAGUCGUUCCAAGCCAGCGGCCGCAUCUUGUUUAUUUGGUUCUGCAUUUAUUUUCCCCUUCUGACGUUCUUUUUCGAUGCGGACAUUGUGUUCAACUACCGGGCUGAUCUGUUCAUGGACAUUCUCAUCUCGCAUACAUUCAUAUGGAUCCACAUUGUGCUGCCGCUGCGGGAAGCGUAUGUGAUGUCCCAUCACGACUUCGAAGGCGCGGCGUUCAAGGGAACCGUGGGCAUCCUCGACGCGUACUUGCACACCCCCGAAGGCUUUCAGGCGUUUUCGACUUUUGCCAAGUCUGAAUUUCGACUCGAGUGCGUCUUGGCAUGGAAAACCCUCGUGGACUACCGCGUCGAUUCGCCCGAGCACCUCUCGGCGUUUGAAAUUUACGAGCAGCACAUCGCCCCCACGGCCCCCCUGUCGCUCGAAAAAGAUAUCCCAGCGUCGAUACUCAAGCGGUAUGGGCUAGCGUUUGAAGCCAACAGCAAGUACAGCAUCGUGCCCGAAGAAAUGGUCCGGGAUGCCAACUACUUUGACGUGCUUUUGGACUCUGUGAUGGACAAAAUUCUCGUGGAAACGCUGCCGCGGUUCCAGCAGCACGCCCUGGGGGCGACGUGGGGGGACUUUGUCUCCAAGUACAACACACAGAUGGCUCUCGACAAGAUGCUCGACCACGAACACGCCCCAUUCUUGCAGUCCAAUCGCUCCAUGCCCACCAUCAAGGGGGACUUGCUGCGGUCCUCGGGGCGCCUCGGAGCCAUUGAAAGUCGAAGGGAGAGCAACAUGGCGUCGUCUGUGACCGGCGACACAAUAUGCGAAAACGACAAAUCGCUCGAGCACACUAUCAAACGUGGCCAUAGUAAAGAUAUACAACACUUCUGAUAUUAAAAGUGGGUAUCGAAAUGGAGAGCGCAUAGCGCGGGUACCAAUUUUAGAGCACUGAGGCAGCCCCUACGCAUA